Messenger RNA from Candidula unifasciata, 315 nucleotides. The record is from the annotation of a GenBank genome assembly. Lineage: Eukaryota; Metazoa; Mollusca; Gastropoda; Stylommatophora; Geomitridae.
GUGAGGUUCUGGUAGACACAAGUGAGGUUCUGAUAUACACAAGUGAGGUUCUGGUAGACACAAGUGAGGUUCUGGUAGACACAAGUGAGGUUCUGGUAGACACAAGUGAGGUUCUGGUAGACACAAGUGAGGUUCUGGUAGACACAAGUGAGGUUCUGGUAGACACAAGUGAGGUUCUGGUAGACACAAGUGAGGUUCUGGUAGACACAAGUGAGGUUCUGGUAGACACAAGUGAGGUUCUGGUAGACACAAGUGAGGUUCUGGUAGACACAAGUGAGGUUCUGGUAGACACAAGUGAGGUUCUGGUAGACACAA